This is a messenger RNA of Psilocybe cubensis, 555 nucleotides long. RefSeq lists its product as uncharacterized. The transcript has a single exon. NCBI's taxonomy places the organism in Eukaryota, Fungi, Basidiomycota, Agaricomycetes, Agaricales, Agrocybaceae. The record is from RefSeq and is a predicted model, not a curated record. The coding region runs from base 1 to 555 and encodes 184 amino acids.
AUGACCGUCAUUCUAGGUUCCGAUGGCAAACCUACAACACCUUCCACCGGAGAUCACCACAUCACAGGCACUCUACCCUUCAUGGCUGGUGAUCUUCUUAAGACACCGGAAGAUAGAGCGACAUUCCAAUUGACAUACCCUACAAUUCCGACGUACCAUUUGUACCGCCACGACCUCGAGUCGUUUUUCUACAUCCUCGUUUGGGCAGCCACAUGUUAUGAUUUAAAAACCGGCCGCAGGUUGUCCCUUCCCCCGAACUCGCCGCUGAUAGACUGGUCGGAUACCGCAAAACUGACGAGAGCUAUGCUAAUGAAGGCAUUAACAAUCAGGCUCAUGGACCAAUUGGAAAACGAUAUCCGCGCAGAGUGGAAAGGCCUUUGGGCGGACUGGAUUGAGCCACUCUUUCUUUUAUUUGAGGAAGGGCUGCGAUGCAGCGCAGCUGCUCGGAGACGCGGCAAUAUAGAUGAUUUCACGACCGGCGGGGGACUUUUGACUUUUGAAAAAUUCAUGGCGACUAUUAAAGUCACACCCCGAAACUUCGAUACCAAGAAGUGA